ACCAGGAAACGUCACAUAUUUCUCAUGCAUAUUAUAACGAAACGUUCGCAACUUCAGGAAAUAUUUCACUACCACAAUUAUUGUAUAGCCACCAACUAAUUUUUGGCAACGAAAAUUAAUUUUUGUGCAAAAAAUGUCGUCAGCAAUUUGUUACGGGGGAUGGUGUACUGUGGCACGUGGCACCCUUAUCAUUGGACUUUUGCAUAUUAUUUGCGGAAUUGCCUCAAUUAUCCAUAACUCGAUCGACCUCAAUAUCAUGAUGAAUUAUCCGGAUCGAACUACAGACCCAAAGUUCCAACAAGAUCGAAUUUUCCGCAUCAGAUUUGACUUUGUCCAGAUCUUCAUGACCGGUGUGCACGUGAUCCUAUCAUGCCUGAUGGUACAUGGCUAUCGGAAGCAAAAUUAUCGCCUCAUCAUGCCCUGGUUAAUUUGGAGCAGCGUGUCGCUUACCAUCCUGGCUACCGGAAUUACCAUCCUACUUUUAACCAUGGUCCUGGGUGGACAAGCCGACGACGCGGGUGUGAUUCUCGCCAUUUCCGGAAGCUACUUCGUCAUCCAGGCAUAUUUCAUCGUUGUGGUGAAGAAAUUCGUCCAUGAGUUGGAGGGAAUGACUUCUUAUUAAGAGAAAUACUAAAUAUGUUUUGUUGCAAAUCUUUAUUUAUUAAUGGAUAUGAAAACAUUGCCAUAUUUAGGUAUUUAUGAAGGGUAAGGAAAGUCUGUAAAUGGAACAUUCUUAAGAAUAAUUUAACGUUUUGAAGAGGAAAUGCACACUAAGUUUUGUGUGUAGUUUUGUAUGUAUUUAAUGCUCUCAAUUUUAAAUUAAAUAACUAUGUAGAUAUAUACAUAUACUAAAUCCAGGGUAAACUUUAUCCUCCAUGAAGUUAACGUUACUCUAGAUUUGUCAUAGUAUAGUUUACCUAAUUUAGACUUUGUAGCAUUGAGGAGACACUUUUCAAAGGGUAACAUUGUUUUUAGGAGGAUAUUUAGGUAUGGAUUAUUGGAAGUGUGUCUCGUGUAUGUGUGUGAAGGCAGAGUUUGGCAUAAUUGUUUGAUUAUUUAUGAAAUCCAAAAAGAAUUACUCGACUCUUUUGAAAAAUUGAAAUUUUUAUGAUGAAUUUGUAACUUUAAUUUAUUUUUUAAAAUAUGUUGUCUAAAUUUGGUUAAUUUAAAUAAUAUAUUGUACGUAUUUUAU
Molecule: messenger RNA, 1192 nt
Organism: Folsomia candida
Lineage: Eukaryota; Metazoa; Arthropoda; Collembola; Entomobryomorpha; Isotomidae
Exons: 4
Coding region: 134-622 (162 amino acids)
Source: RefSeq, a predicted model, not a curated record